Amphibalanus amphitrite is the source of this 3137-nucleotide messenger RNA. Its product is annotated as tyrosine kinase receptor Cad96Ca-like. The record is from RefSeq and is a predicted model, not a curated record. NCBI's taxonomy places the organism in Eukaryota, Metazoa, Arthropoda, Thecostraca, Balanomorpha, Balanidae. Gene Ontology annotation, cellular component: membrane; signaling receptor complex. Gene Ontology annotation, molecular function: transmembrane receptor protein tyrosine kinase activity; ATP binding; calcium ion binding. Gene Ontology annotation, biological process: cell surface receptor protein tyrosine kinase signaling pathway; homophilic cell-cell adhesion; multicellular organism development. The transcript has 13 exons. Bases 48 to 1835 code for a protein of 595 amino acids.
UGUGUACCCAGCGGCCCAUACGGGGCAACUCACCUCCAACACUAUGGAUGGAGCGAAACUGGAAGGUGCCAGCCGAUGAAAGGAUUAACUCGCUCAUUGUCCGAGCCACGGCCAAGGACAAAGACAACGACACAGUUACAUUUGGCAUACGGGCCUCCGAAUACCAGGACGGUUCACACCUGUUCUACAUCAACAACCGGACGGGCGUCGUCUACCUGGCAGCCAACCUCAGUGACAAGGUGGACAACCAGUACUACCUCUACGUCACAGCGUCCGACAGCCACGGCGCUCAGGUCUCCAACGAGGUCUGGGUGGAGAUCCUUCCCCCAGCCGGAGAUAGAGACGAGUUCGAGCCUCUACCCACGAGGAACACGCGGCCCCAGCUGCCGCCCAACCUCAACCAGCCGCGGCCCGGGGGUGGCGUCAUACCCGUCCUGCCACCAGAGUUCGCCAGGCCGCCACCGAGGGAGCCGCCAAUCAGAACCACGGAGCAGCUGCAGGUCACCACCGAGACCACGGCAGCGCCCACCGCGACUGCAGCGCCUCCAGCGGCGACCGAGGACACCAGCGACUCGGCGUUUGACGUCACGCCGCUGGUGGUGACACUGGUGGUGCUGUUGGUGCUGGUGCCGACCGUGGUGUACGGCUUCCACUUCUUCAGGAAGCGGCGCCAACAGGCCAAGAACAGGAGUCUCAAGGCCGGAAACUUCUCGAUCGAGUUCCAGCGCCGUUCGGGCCUCUCUCAGACGUCUGAUAAGGCACUGGACGAGCCCAGCAGCACCUGGAGACACUUUGACUCCAAAGGAAUCGACGCCACUAAAUGGAAUCUGGGCCACACGAACCUCUCGUUCGUAUCGACCACCUCUGCGUCCGGAGAUAGCGGCCCAGACAAGAAGUGGGAAUUCCCGCGCCAUCACCUGCGCAUUCUACACCAGCUGGGCGAGGGUUGCUUCGGCCAGGUGUGGAAGGUCGAGGCCCUGGAUAUGACUGGCGUGGAGGGCGUCAGCACUGUGGCGGUGAAGACGCUGAAGGAGGCGGCUGGUGAGAAGGAGCGCCGGGACCUGCUGCAGGAGAUGGAGAUGAUGAAGCUGCUCGACCCGCACCCCAACGUCGUCACCAUGCUCGGCUGCUGCACCGAAAAAGACCCCAUUUUCCUGAUUAUGGAGUACGUCAGCCGCGGCAAGCUACAGACCUACCUGCGCGAGUCACGGACGCCCAAUGACUACAACAAUCUGCACGGGCCGUCUGCAAUGCUGACGUCACGGGAUCUGACCACAUUCGCUCACCAGGUGGCGCGCGGAAUGCACUAUCUGACUGAGAAGGGGAUCAUCCACCGUGAUUUAGCCGCCCGUAACGUACUGGUUUCCGAGGAAAGGGUCUGCAAGGUGGCAGACUUCGGCUUCGCACGGGACAUCAUCGCCAGUCAUGUGUACGAGAGGAAAACAGAGGGCCGCCUACCCAUCAGGUGGAUGGCUCCGGAGAGUCUGUACGACAACAUCUUCACGGCCAAGAGUGACGUGUGGAGCUUCGGCAUCCUGUUGUGGGAGAUCGUCACACUAGGCUCGACCCCGUACCCGGGCAUGUCCGCUCAGGAGGUGAUGAAGAAGGUUCGAGAAGGAUAUCGCCUGGACAAGCCGGAGCACUGCCGGAGGGAGCUCUUCAACCUGAUGUACUACUGCUGGUCCGCAUCUCCGGACGCCCGGCCAGGCUUUGGUGAGAUCGUGGAGACGCUGGAGAAGCUGCUACUCACGGAGAUGGACUACAUCGAGCUGGACCGCUUCCCGGAGCACUCCUACUACAACCUCACCGGCAACCUCAGUGGCGAAAAGGUGUAGAAGACGUCAGCUUCGUGGUGACGAAGUCUCUAUGAUGUCAGCUGUGCCGUAGAGACAGGGACUCGUGUGGUGUGAGCUGGCAUAGUGGACUCUCCCAAAGCUGGAGUUGUGAGGUAUGAUUCCCUUUGGCAGUGAAUGGUGUGAGCUACGUCGAUGGGACAGUGGACUCGUCCAAAGUUGAAGUUGUGGCCUCUCCUUUACGGGGAAUGGAUCCGUCCGAAGUUUGUGUGUGACCCGCAGCUCUUCAAUGAGAGUGGACUCGUCGUAGAUCCGUCCAAAGUUGAGUGUGAGAUGUGACCUCCCCCUGACGGGGAAUGGACUCGUCCGUACGUGACCGGUCAGUGAGCCGUUCCCGGCUGUGAUUGGUCGAGGUCUGCUCUGCAGUGACGGAAUAACGUGAUUGGUGGAGUGAGGGGUUGAACUAAGCGCUCGGAGUGGAUAUUUUUGAACACGGGUGCUGGAAGCUGAGUUUAACGUCAGCCCCCGGGAAACUCGAAAGAAUCCCCUCACGAGUGAAAAGUCCGCGAUUUGCUAACCGCUUGACGAAGCUGGUGUGACGUCUAUGGUUGAAUGAGAUAAAGAAUGGCGACUAAGGUGUUGUUCUGAUGUUUAUUUUGAUAAUAUGCAAGUGCUGUGCAAUAGAUUGACACUCACAGUCAAUGUUAUGUCGGAUGUUCGUAUUUGAGAUUUUCUCGUUUUGCACAAUGUGCGUAUGUAAUGUGUGUGAAAGAUUUUUGCGAGUCUCUAUCCUAGUGUUUAUUACGCCUGUUUGUAAUUUUAUUUUCAGCGUCAAUGCGAUAGAAGACUGAGUGACAAGGCGUGUUUUGAUGUGUAAUAUAGACAUGAGUGUAUGCUACAGAACACAUCUCAUGUGCUCAUAAGCAGACCCACAGAGGCCUUAACGCUUGGACUGUCAUUCGAUGCGGAUAUUACAAGGUUUGGGCCGCACAGUGGGCUGGCCGCUGAUAAAAACUGGUGAACUGAUGUUGAUGCACUGAUGUUUUAUGAUGAUUGCCGAGGUUCGCUUUGUUCAAAAUAGCUUCCGAUUCAUUCAACUAAAGGCGAUUUUCUGGUAAUAAGUUUCAAAUACUGUAUUAUAUAAACCUAUCAAUGGGAUAUAUAAAUUCACAAUAUUCUCGUCCUUACAGGCUCUUGGUCUAAAAGAAUACGUGUUAUGUUGAAUUAAAUGUUUUGUCACAAUUUUAGGGGCUUAUCAUGUUGUGGUAUAGUGCUUCUGUUGUGCUGAACGUUUGAAUGCAUUUGUCCAACGAACAGGAGUUUAAUAUACGGGGAUGACCGUCA